AUGACGGACAGAAGCUCAACGUUGUUGAGGCGAGUGAGUUCUAAGCGGUCGGUUCCUAGCAUGAAAAGCCUUCUGCCACUGAAGUUGCUUUCCCCGACGCUACCACAACCUCAUAUAUGGCCUUCUGCUAGCCAGGAUCAGAGAUCAACGUUCGGUGUAAUACAACCAACUCAAGAAUCGUCCAAAGUUCAAGGCAAAACAAAUAAUCCUCUCGGCCUACGUCUCUCAGUUUUGCCGCCUCGACAAUCGCAACGGGAUACGCCGAUAUACAACGAGCUUGGUUCACCCUUGCCAGAGAGAGCAUACUAUACGAGCGACGAUAUAUGUAACUGCUCACAACCAGCGUCGAGUUUCAAUGACAGAUGUGUGUUUCAUGAUCAUACCGCCGCCGAUAAUGUUGAACCUGAAUAUGAAGACGAUGAGGUCGCCAGUCAGUCCAACACAAUUGAUGCAACUAACUUCCGCCGACGAUCUUACGAUGCGCCUCGAAGUUCAGACCUGUCUUUUCAAUGUUCUGGCGAGGAUCCAGUGCCCAGUGAGGCAGCCUGGUUGAGCACUCCUUUGCCAGACUCACCGAAAUCACGACUGACACGUCGCCGCUCAGGAGUCAGGACACCAGUGGAAAGAAGUGUGAAUACCUGGCUCAGCGACACCGCCUCUGAACUCGGCGAGAAUGUUGUUGCUUGCGCAACCGCCGUCUCUCCCAGGAAGGCUCAAGUAGUCAACGUAAACCGCUUCUCCGACGAAAGUUAUCCACCAAGAGGAUCUUCCCUCAAUGCUCCAUCCUCUGCAACUCUUCCCGUGGAACGUUACAGCUGGGCAUCAUCAGACGACAGUCCUCCCGACACUCCAACACGCGAAUUGGAGUUUGAUGACAACCGUUCUGUAUGCGAUGAGCCUGAGCCGCAAUGGAUCUUCCCAAGGAGAAGAUUGGAUCUUGCGAUGAACAGUCCACCAAUGUCACCAAAGGUUUUCCCAGAUCCUCCGCCAGCAUCGCGAUUCUCAUAUUCUGCCAUGAGUGCAGGUAUUGAGGUCGAUGAGGAUCCAAAUCCAGUAUCGCGAUGGUCGUUUGAUUCCACAAUGUCAGAGGACAAGUCAACCGUCCACAUCAUCACAGACCUCGAAGAUAUGGUGUCUGGCUUCCCCAGGAACAUGUUACUCCCCGACACACCCUGCAUCUCCGAAAUCCGACUUGGACUCAGCAAUACCAGUUCGGACCUUCCAUCUCCCACCAUUUCACACUCAUCAUCUGAAUCCCGCUCCAACGACAGCCACUCCAUAGCGAACUUCUCUCGCCCCCGCCGAACAAACAAUAACCUGACCUCCUCUCGAAGCACACCCAUCGUCCAAAACAACCCCGCCUGGCGAUCCUCUUUCAUCUCAUCCUCAUCCACCAUCCAACCCGCCACACGCCUCAGCAAACCCGACCUCACACCCCUCUCCCGGAUCUUCCCCAACAGCUCAGAAUACACGCGCCUAGCCCUCUACGGCCACAUCCUCGCACAUAUAUUCCUCACCUCUCUCCCUUCAACUCCCUCACCACAAUUAGAGAACAACAACAACAGCAGCAGCAGCAACAUCCCCCGCCGCCGCCGCGACACACCGUACUGGACAACCUCCCACGCCGGACACCCCCGCAUGUCAGAUUCCUACCCUUCAUUCGCGCCCACCAGCUUCGCCUCCACAUCCUCGAACAACGAAUCCAGCACUCUCCAACUCCGGAUUCAGACCCUACGAUCCAAACUGCGGAAAUGUAUAUUCCGGCUCAUGAACAACAUGGAUUCGAGUAUCUGCCAAGCGAACCUAGAUGGGAGAGCGGAGUUGAUGCUACGUGCUGUGGAGGAGGUUGUGGGCGCGACGGAGAAGCUGGCUUGUUGUGGUAGCUGCUAG
Cadophora gregata is the source of this 1890-nucleotide messenger RNA. RefSeq lists its product as uncharacterized. Bases 1 to 1890 code for a protein of 629 amino acids. The transcript is spliced from 3 exons. NCBI's taxonomy places the organism in Eukaryota, Fungi, Ascomycota, Leotiomycetes, Helotiales, Ploettnerulaceae. The record is from RefSeq and is a predicted model, not a curated record.